CGCUGUGCUUUCGUAAGGCGCGUCCUGGCCUCUCCGGACGAGACCGGAAAGUGGAGAGGGCUUUACUCGUCGACGAGCUUUCGUCGUGGAGAGCGUGCGCGCGCGCGUGCUAACUCGAGGAGAAAGGAAAAACGGAGAGAAAGGAGGAAGAAGAAGAAGAAGAAGAAGAAGAGGAAGAGGAAGAAGAAAAGGAAGAAGAUAAAGGAAGAGGAGGAAGUAGAAGAAGGCGUUCGUUUCGAUUUUUCGCAUUUUAUCUCCAUGACGAAACUCGUUGAAAACGUUUGAGGAGAAAGAAAGAGUGAAGGAGAGAAAGAAAUAGAUAGAGAGGGAGAGAGAGAGAGAGAGAGAGAGAGAGAGAGAUUCGAAAUAAAAGGAAGGAAGUUAAAAAAGGAGAAAAGCCGAGACGACAACGACAAUAACGACGAUAACGACAAGGAGGAGGUCGUCGUCGGUAGUGGUGGUGGUGGUGGUGGCGGUAGAGGACGAAAGCGUCGGUCGAUCGUAAAAAUGUAAUGACCCGGCGACGAGAGAGGGAAGAGAGGUAGCUCCACUUGGAAAGUUUUAGCAGCAAGCUACGUCGUAACUCCGUGAACGAAGAAGCAUCGCCAACGGUAAAGCUCAUGGCGUGAAGCUCGAACAAUCGACCGGAAGGGGGAUUCGUGGCUAUCGUUUCUCUUUUCUUCUUUUCGUCGUCUCUGCGCGAAGAAUUCGAGCGAAAGCGCUCGAUCACAGAAAUCAGAAUGAUCGGGGCCAUGCCAGCAGUGGCUGUACGCCAUGAACGUAGAAGACAAGAAAAGAGGCUAAAGCGACCAAGUCAGCUUUAUUUGGGCGGCCAAUGGAUGCCACCCCUUCAAGGUUCACCACCUACACCUAGUCCCCACGGACACAAUAGUCAUCUAGAACCGCUUCCAGAGCUUUAUCUUUGCGGCAAGAUAUCCGGUUUGCACGCAGUCGUGGUGUGUCUGUUGUUGGGUGCAGUGGUACUCGUGGUUGGUCUUGUCCAACUUGCCCCGGGGGCAACGACCACCGACCACAGACUCGCUCUACUCAUCGCAGGCGCCACUUUGCUCUUACUCGGUAUCAUCCUGGCUGCCGUGAGAUGUUACGUUCUACAUUGCGUUCCCCUACCAGCGGAUUCUCCCGUAGCCACUCCUCUUCCCCCACCGACGAACGAACACCAUCAUCAGGCGAUGGUAUCCAGAGGUACCCUCGACCUUUUAGUCGGUCAUCAGAAUCAGCCGGAAACCGACGCUCUUAUGCGAACCGAGCAACAGCAAGAUCAUCAGCAACAGCAACAACAGCAACAACAGCACCAUCAUUAUCAUCAUCAUCAUCAACAUCACGGUAACCAUAAGAAGAAGCGUAGCUCGCAAAGCUCUUAUCCAGACGAAGCCUAAUCUUUGCAUCACGAGUCUGAUCUGCGUGAAUCAGAGAGCAAAAGAGAAAGAAGAAAAGAUAGGAGUGAUAAAGAGAGAGAGAGGAGGAGAGACAGAAGAUUAGAUAGAGAAAGAAAAUACAGAGAACAAGAAAGAGAGAAAAUGUAUGAACAAAAAAGAAAUCGUGAAACAAAGGAAUACGAACGAGAUAGAAAUUGUGAAAAUGUUAGAGGAAAAAAGAGAGUAUAUGAGAGAUAGAGGCAGAGAUAGAUAAAGAAAGAGAGAGAUUCUCCAUGGUUAGAAAGUAAUAGAAGGAAAUCCGUCGAGACAUCGUGAUGUCUCUUAUGAUGCCCUGUAUAUGUACAUUGUACUCGAUUCUUUUAUCUUUUGUAACUUUCUAUAUAUAAAUAAUGCAUAUACAUAUUAUACACACACAUAUAUAUAUAUACAUAAUACUAUACUAUACAUAUUAUAUAUAUACGUACGUACCGUGUACUCAGUACUUAACAUUACUGAGGAAAGUGCACUUUUCUGUAAAGUGUAUUGGGUGCUCGUUCUUUCAACCUAUUUCGAUCAAUUUCAUUCAUUUAAAAGUAAGCCAAAUUUAAUGGGACAAAAUGGAGGGAAAAGAAAUAAUUAAGCCCAAUCGAUACAUACAUAUAUUCGAAAUAAUGAAAUAUAUUAAAAGUGAUAAAUAAACGAGUCGAUGAAAUUAUUUCGUUCGGUAUAAGAAAUCUCAAAGAAAAAAAAAAAAAAAAAUUCGAAAUGGCUCGGUUAAUAUGGGCACCCUGUACAUUAGCGACGGAGCUCGUUACCACUACAAAAGACUAAACUUUUUUCUGACAAAACCGAUGAAAUCUCUGUACAAAAGCGUGUUAUAUGUAUAUACAUACAUACAUACAUAAAUACAUACAUACAUACAUAUAUAUACAUAUAUAUAUAUAGAAUAGAACGCAUAUAAAAAAUGAAAAAAAGAAAAAAACACACAAAGAACUCAUACGAAUUAUCGGAAGGAUUCGUUAUACUUCUCUGCACAAGUACUUACAUACUACUACAUACGUUAGACGGGGAUUAGGAAACAAAUGAGAACGAUCCAAUCGAGUUUUUUGAUUUUUUUCUCUUGAGACUAAACAGGGCAUGAAAAAUACGUGUAUCGUUUUGAUUAGGUACUAAAGAGAGAAACAAAGGGUAUAAGAGAGCGAGGAAGAAGGAAAGAAUAGGAGAAAAUGAGAUACGGAGAUUGGACGGACAGUUGGUAAUAAAUUCCAUGUGAUUUUACGUGCCAAUCUUGGAAACCAAUAUUCCAAUAUAUUCCACAAGAAUACUUCAUUUCUUUCUUUCUGCUAAGCUCGUUUGUUUCAGAAAUCUCGAGACGAUUGAAUUAAUCUCGAAAUUACAAAAGUUAGGAAAUCGUUUAUCCCGUCUAUCUUAAAACAAAUUUUCUGUCUUUCGGAAUAUGUACAAUUGAGGAGAUACAAUCGAUUGAUAUUUUACUAUUUGUUGUUUUUUUAUUAUUCAGGAUUUACGAUGAAACGAAAUGUUUUCAAUCGAGGUAAAAAACAAAAAAGAAAAAAAGAAAAAAGAAUAAAAAAAAGGAACAAAGCGUUUGAUAUAAUAAGCUUACAUACAUACGUCCGAUUUUAAGAUUAUUUAUUCGCGUACACGAAGGAGAAGAGUUAUGGGUGAUGUUUUUAUUUAGCACUAAGAAAGAAGGAUCAAAAAUAGAUGUCGAUAUCUAUCUAUUCGUUUUAUUAUUAAAAGAAAGGAGGAGGGUUACCGAUGAUGGGGAAAAACAAAUUUUACAUGAGAUUCUCGAACACGCAUACGCAUAGAUACACAUACACUCAAAUACGUACUUACACAGCAUCCGACAUUGCUCGCAUUUUUCAAAUACGAGCCUUGUAUAUACUAAACGAAUUCCCCAUUUUUGACGUAGGACGAUGAUAUAGGGAGAAGAAUGGGAGCGGAAUGUUCGAAGAAAGGGCGAUAUACGAAAGUAAAAAUACAGAAGACGAAGAAGAAGAGAAAAAUGAAGAUUUUAUUGUGGGCGAGGAAAUGGUGGGUUGGGAAGAGUUGAGAGAAGGAUAAUAAUAAUAAUAAUAAUAAGAAUAAGUGUCGUUACUUUUAGCUAGGACUUAUCGAUACGUUUUAUCCAGCACUUGCACUUAAUCUCGAUGCUAUUUUAUCGAGGGUUAAAAUUUUAGUAAAAUGGAAAAAGAAUGGGCAAGAGAAGAAUAACCAAUGAGGAUGAUGUUGACGAUGACGAUGACGAUGAUGAUGAUGACGGUGAUGAUGAUAAUGAGGAAUAAUGAUAGAAAAUAAAAUAAAUAAUGGUGUAUAAGAAUUUACAGCAAUCUUGCGAGCGCAGCAUUAUGCGAAAUCUAUGUGUCUUUCGAAUAACAAAUAUUUAAAUUCUCUAUUUACAUUAGGAUAUUUAUACUUUUAAGCAGAUAGGAGCGAAAGAGGGAAAAACUAAAUCUUCUUUGCCCGCGUGACGGGAAGACCAGCGAGAUGAUAUUUUAUUCGCCAAGAGUAUAUACAUAUGUAUUAUUUAUUCGAUCGUCGGGAUAAAAAAUAUCGAUCCUUUCGCUGACGAGAUAAUGGUUAUCAAAUUUUUAAAUACAUAACUAUAAAUUCGUUUCGAAACAGGAAAUGAAAGAGAGAGAGAGAGAGAGAGAGAAAGAGAAGAGACAGAAAGAAAGAAAGAAAGAAAAAUAUUUCAUGUGUUCCAAAAGUAAUGAAUAUUAAUUAUUAUUCAAAUAUUCGUACCUAUCUCGUGCAACAGCGAUAGGGUCGAUUAAAAAAAGCGCUGCCAAAUUCGCUUUAACAAAUUAAUUAUUAUUCCAUGUCCUGUGAUCGAUAAAAAUCGUUUCAUAUCUAACGUCACGAUAUAUCGAUCGUAAUUUCUUUUUUUGUAUUGUCGUUUAAGUAAGAACGUAAUCAUAUGCAUACGUUCGAAUUUUACUGCGGUAGCAAAACUUUUCCCAUCACGUGGGCGUAUACGUUCGACUACCGUUGGGGUCCACUUAAAGUUAUUACAAAUUUAACUUCAUAUAAGGUAAUUUAACGAAGCGAUACGCGCCAGAUGGCAAAGAAAUUUUCAUCAAGGGAAUGUCCUCGUGUAUUCGUCUUUCGUGGUAAAUUUUAUUUAUUUACUGUUAGCCAUCUGGUGCAGUGAUAUAAAUACGUAUAAAAGAUUGACAAAAAAGAAAGAGAGAGCGAGAGAGCGAGAGCGAGAGCGAGAGCGAGAGCGAGAGAGAGAGAGAGAGAGAGAGAGAGAGAGAGAGAGAGAGAGAGAGAGAGUAAAAUGAAGAGCAUAUACACUCUAGUGUUAUUUAUUAUAAAAUAUGAGUUAUCUCUGAAGUUAGUAAGAAAUGUCUAUUUAAAGAUAAGAGAGUCGAUAUAAUAUAAUAUAAUAAUUAAUUAACUAUAAGAAAGCUAUCUCCUAAUUCGUACCGCGGUCAUUAAUUUUUCCGAAAAAUAUCUCUCUUUGAGAUUUUUCAAAAAAUUAUCGAUUAUGGACGCGAAAAAAGGAUCAUCACAUACUACUUACAUAAUGUGUCUGUAGUGCUGUGCCAUUAAAAACAUUGAUACGGCACAUGCUCGAACUUCCGUUUGAAAACUAACGCGUGUAAAUAUAUAGUAUGGAUAAUUUAAGCUCUCUAAUGGCAGUUUUCAAUGCAAUUUUUUAAUGAGCGUAUUUUCUUUUGAUCCCUUCUCGAUGCGUUUUAUCGUUGCUUGCAUGGCUACGUAAGAACGUUGAGAAGGGAUGAAAGGUGAAACGUUGAAAAACGGCCAAUAAUACCUAAUUCGAAAACACGAUCCAAAGCACGUGGAAAAGAAGAAUAAUAAAAAGAAAAACGAAUUACGCUUAUGAAAACGCAGCUUCUUCGAAUAAAAUAGAUUUCUUCCAUUCGCCGAUAUUUAAUUGUAAGAUCUAUUAUGAUUAACAUACAAUUUUCUGAUUUGCAUUUUCUACUUAUCAAAUCUUUUCUUCCAAUUUUGUAUACAUAAGAUUGUGGAUUCUAGUCGAGAGUCAUCAAAAAAUAAUUAUAUGCUCGAUAAUUCGCAAAAGAGUUACCUUGAAAUGCUUCUCACGAUAUAUAUAUAUAUUCGUCUAUGUGUAUAUAUACAUGUGUAUAUGUAUAUGUGUAUAUAUAUAUGUAUAUAUAUAUAUAUGUAUAUAUAUUCGUCCAUUACAGCAAUAUGUAUAUGUAUAUUUCCUGCGUUUGCUUACAAUUAGCAAGUAUGAGAACAUUCGUUUAUAACGUAGAAUAUUAAUUGUUAUUCUUAUUAUUACUAUGAUUAUUAUUAUUAUUAUUAUAGAAUCAUUGCUCCUGCCCAGCGUUUUCUGCGAAUUAGAUUCGAGUGAGCUUCGAAUCACGACGAGAAAGUGUCAUGAGGACUUUUUCAACUAAGUUGUGUCUAUAAUAAAUAAAAUAAACCGCGUAUGUUACUCUUCUCAAAAAAUGCUUGGAUUAAAUGCGAAGAACAGCUAGCUGAUCAACGAUUAGAAACGUUCGUGAGAAAGUACUUUCGAUUUGAUCAUUAAUAAUUUAAUUCCUUUUUUAUUUACAAUUUUUGAAUGCAUCUAUUUAAUAUAAGAGAGAUUAGCAGUUCGAUAAUAGAUGACAUUAACAAUGGAAUUCACAUAAAUUAUUUGUUAAUUAAAACGAACGUUAAUAUCGUUGUAUGUUUGUAUUGAACAUUUCUCUAAUACAAUCCAAGUAUAUUCGUGAGUGAGAAUGCGCUUGAUCAUACGCGAAGUAAUUUAUGCGUAAUAUUAAAGAGUAGAAUGAUAAAAUUAAAAAAGAAAAAAAGAAAAAAAGAAAAAAUAAAUAAAUACUAGGAAGUAUGUAUGCCAAGCACAACACACAACUUAUAUAGUCAUCUGAACUCUCUUGAACUCUCACGUGAUCUUGUAGUUUCUAAAUCGUACUUCAUGCGAGCCUAUCUUCUUUUUCGCGAAGCAUUUUUUCUCUCUUAUAAAUAAAUAUAUAUAUAUAAAUAUAUAAAUAUAAAUAUAUAUAUAUAUAUAUAUAUAUAUAUAUAAAGAGAAAAGAGAAAAAAGAAUCAACCUUAAGUUAAACACACAGAGUACCGGUUAAACGUGUAAUAUAUCCUGUUCAGGGUAUGGUAACAACCAAAAUGGCAACUAAUACGAGAGAUUUAAAGUUUAUUUAAGAAAACAAGAAGAAAAUGAAAAAGAAGAACGUUCAUAUUGUGAUAAUAAGAUACUCUUUCCCUCUGCCGUGGAACGAUCGUAGUAACAAAACAAUAAAGAAUGUUGCGAUAGUUCAAAAAAUUCAUAGAUUCUGAUAUAUAAUAAAAUAAAAAAAAAAUAAGUGCAUAAAACGAGGGAAAGUAAACGAUUAAAGAAAGGCAAUCUCUCAAUCGUUAUUUUUAAUCAUUAUAUACAUGCAUAUGCAAUUCUUUCGAAAUAGUAUUCGCUGACUGGUUAUAUACAGGUAUACGCACGCAAUGUUUUGUAUAUACAUACAUACAUAUACAUAUACAUAUAUAUAUAUACACAUACAUAUAUAUAUAUUUCUUUUAAAGAACUGUAAGUUCCUCUUAUUCAGUUCAAAACUACUCCGUUACUACGAUCCGGGCUUUUUACGGAUAAUCAACAUGGAUAGCUUUGUAUAAGAAGGAUUUUAGAUUAAUCAUCGUCUUAUCAAAUAAGUUAUUAACGUAUGGCUUUUACGUGAAAGUUGAUGUACUUUGUCCGUUUAUUAUUAGGUAUAUAAAUAUAUGUAUAUAUAUUUUUGGGAUUACCUUUGUUGCAGUCAAAAAAUGCAAUGGUAACGUUACAAUUUUUAUAUAGAUUGUAAAAUGAAAAAUUAAGAUAUACUUUCCCAUGAUAUAUAAUAUAUGCGUUCGAUCAUUGCAAAAAAUAUGAAAAGGAAGAAGAAGAAAAAGAAAAGAAAAAAGAUGUACCAUGUCAGUUACACGUGAAUAGCCCCUCCUUAAAGAAACGCUGAUGUUGUAAUCCUAUAUGUGAUUCUAUAGCAAACAGCAAGUAAAAAAAAGGAAAAAAAAAAAAAUAAUAAACCAAGAAAAACUCUACCGCUAUUGUAACUUUCAGAGUUUAAUAAAACGUUUUCACUAACA
This is a messenger RNA of Vespula pensylvanica (western yellowjacket), 7490 nucleotides long. RefSeq lists its product as uncharacterized. The coding region runs from base 741 to 1397 and encodes 218 amino acids. The transcript has 4 exons. The record is from RefSeq and is a predicted model, not a curated record. NCBI's taxonomy places the organism in Eukaryota, Metazoa, Arthropoda, Insecta, Hymenoptera, Vespidae.